Messenger RNA from Penicillium hordei, 1749 nucleotides. RefSeq lists its product as uncharacterized. Bases 1 to 1749 code for a protein of 582 amino acids. The transcript has a single exon. The record is from RefSeq and is a predicted model, not a curated record. Lineage: Eukaryota; Fungi; Ascomycota; Eurotiomycetes; Eurotiales; Aspergillaceae.
AUGAAUGACUCUGUCCUCCUAUGCAGCAUCUGUCCUGGGCAACCCCAGUUCAGCGAUGUUUCCCACCUGUUGACCCAUGCUGCCUCCAAGGCUCAUCUAGCCAGCCACUUCAAGCUCAAGCUCCGCACCGACGAUCCUAACGCAAUCGAGCUUCUCAAACAAUACGACAACUGGUUUGACGCCAAUGGCUUUGCGAAGCAGCUGGCUGCUCGCAUGGCCAGCAAAGAAAGUCGGAAAAAGAGAAAGUCGGAUGAAGCAUUGACUUCCCAGACCACCAAACGCGUAAUUAGCCAAGCAUCCAAUAUCGAGCCUGAGGGCUCCAGCACUGUCUCGGUUCCAACCACCCCCAUCCCUGAUUGCCUCGACCCCCGCCUGGCCGAUUCCAACAAUGACAAACAGCAACAUGCGGGUACAACCGUCACACCAACUACGCCAAAUCAAUUGGCUACAACGAACAACAAUACGAAAUCUCGGACGGGCCCUAUCCUCCGCUCAAUGCGAUCCUCCAAUGGCACAAAGUCAACCGGAUUACAACCAGUGAAUGCUUCUGGACUCAGCAAUGAAAACCGAUCAUUGGCUUUGCCUGUGACACCGAUACAGCGCCGACGUAAACCGGAUCCCUUGAAGAGGACCUGGACUUCCGGCAGAGAUACCCCUGACCCUUUUAUCGACUCCCGUGAUCAGACUCAGGCAUCGGGUGAUGUCGAGACGGACAAGACUCGGGCUGAAGAAAUCGCAAGACUGAAAGGAGUUCUGUGGCCAGGCAUGGAUAUUUUUGAUUCCGCCACAGUGCAGAUGCGUCGUCGGCGCAACCAGAAGAAGGAUGGUGCCGUGUUGAAGAACAUGGAAAUUACUUCUUCUCUCGUGGAGCCAACCGAACUGGUCUUUUCCCCACACGGAACUUUGUUGAAGGGACGUGUGAUCACGGGUAAUGUGGAGGAAUACAGUCCACUGAAAGGAGAGACUCCAGUUCCCAGGCAAGGCCUCACUCGUACCAGGAGUACUCGUUUGACUAAAGCCGACCCCAAUGUGCCCCGAGCUGUGGACAGAAAGCGACAGAAAACUGACAAAGACCGCAAGAACCCAGAAGAAGAAGAGAAGGUCAAAGAAGAACAAAAGUCUCCCCGCCGCUCGCGCCGCGCAGCAGACCGUACUCACUCUUAUGCUGGCGAUGAUGACGAGUUUGGUUUCACUGUCAAUACCUUUGGCAAGCGGCCGAGGGGUGGCUUCGACAUUUUUGUUGACGAGGAAAAAGAAGAAGAGGUUACAACAGGUUAUCAGGAACCGGGGUACCGAACGCAGUUUGACACAUUGACCCCCACUCGCCUUGUUUUGAACGGAAAGACGAACACCGGCAUUCAUGCCUCGAGAAUUGGGCACAAAUCCAUCGACAAGGAAAACAUCGAGCCUAUUCUGAACCCCCAAGGCCGAAUUGGCCCCCACGAUUGGCAGUCUCCAUUUGCCAAGCGCACUGACGCUGACGAUUUUGGAUACGGCCCUCCAUACCUUCCCGAUCUUAGUGAUCCAUACAAUCCAUACGACAACUUUGACAAGGCCGGGUAUCGAUUCAACCCUCUGCAAGCCCCCUCGAGGCAUCCUUUCUAUGACAGCCACUACGAAGAGGAGCAUGAAAGCACUGCAGCCCACAAUGGCUGGCUUUCAAUGGAGCAGACUGUUCCGUCCGAAGAAACCAUCCCGGAAGACGACCACAUGUUUCAUGCAUACUACUUGACUACUGAUGCGAACUAA